AUGAAUGAUCCAAGUACUCUAUUGGAACAGACCGUAUCAGAUAUAUCAAAUUUAGAAGAGGAAUUUAAAUUCAUUUUAAAUGAACUUCGAUACAAAGAUAAAGAAAUAUUAGCUUUAAGAAACAACAUAGAAAGCAAAGACCUUGUUCUACAAAAGCAUGUUAAACAAAAAGAUAAUAAUUCAACAACAGGAAUGGCUGUAUCCUCACCACAUCCAAAUGAACUACAGUUAAAUAAAGAAAUAGAAGAAGAAUAUAAAAGAUGUCUAAAAUUACAGGAACGGAAAAAUAUAUUAUCCAAUACAUUGCUGUACUUGGUAUCCGAACAUUUAUCCACUUUACAAAAAGGUAUGGAAAUAUUAUCUUCUGAUGGAUUAUUAGCAGAACCAGAAUUCUCUAUUAAAGAAGAAGAAGAAAAAGAACUGGCAGCAACUGCUUUGCUAGCAAAGCGCAAUGGUGUGAUGGACACAGAAGAUGAGAUGGAUAGUCGUUAUCGUCAAAAUUUAUUAAAUGGUAGAAGUAAUAGUGGCAAAGCGUAUUCAGACUAUUCGGAUUACGACGAAACUGAUAUCACAACUAGUCGGAAAAGGGGCUCAUUGAAGAAACAAGUGAAAGGGGAUAGGAAAAAGCACAAGAAAAACACGUCCACUUCAUUAAUGAGUCAACAACAAAGGCCGUCUGGCACUUCUUCGCUGGCAAAAAAGAUUAAAAGUAAUGGGAAUGCAACAACGCUGUUACUGGAUGAUGCUCUAUUUGCUGGUGGAUCGGGAACAACAGGAAUAAAUGGGCGUGAUGAGGAAGAUGAUGAUAAGAAAUUGUAUUGCUUUUGCCAAAACGUUUCCUAUGGUGAGAUGGUUGCCUGCGACGGUGAGCAUUGUAAAUAUGAAUGGUUUCAUUAUGGGUGCGUAAAUUUGACUGAACCUCCAAAGGGGAAAUGGUAUUGUCCCGAGUGCAAACAAGAAGCUUUGAAUAAAAAGAGAAAAUCUUGA
Molecule: messenger RNA, 987 nt
Organism: Saccharomycodes ludwigii
Lineage: Eukaryota; Fungi; Ascomycota; Saccharomycetes; Saccharomycodales; Saccharomycodaceae
Gene: YNG2
Product: histone acetyltransferase YNG2
Exons: 1
Coding region: 1-987 (328 amino acids)
Biological process (GO): regulation of DNA-templated transcription
Cellular component (GO): Rpd3L-Expanded complex; Rpd3L complex; nucleus
Source: RefSeq, a predicted model, not a curated record